Molecule: messenger RNA, 5348 nt
Organism: Drosophila miranda
Lineage: Eukaryota; Metazoa; Arthropoda; Insecta; Diptera; Drosophilidae
Gene: Acf
Product: bromodomain adjacent to zinc finger domain protein 1A
Exons: 5
Coding region: 440-4966 (1508 amino acids)
Biological process (GO): chromatin remodeling
Molecular function (GO): protein binding
Source: RefSeq, a predicted model, not a curated record
UGCGGUAACAUUGUUUGUAUGGCAAAGCAAAGUAAAAGAAAUUAGACGACUUGCAAGGCGCGCGUGAAAAGAAUUUGUGCGUUAAAAAGAAACUAAUUUUAAAGUGUAGAUGCUGAUGAAACCCACAGAAAAUAUCAUAGAAAUUGGCUAGAUCUUUUGGUGCGUCGGCUUUUUAUAAAUGUGGAUUGGAUCGCGGCGCGCAAAUCGCUGAAAAUACGCUAACAAACGGCAGCCUUGCGAAAACGAGAAAAAAAUUGGGCGCCUUUUGUGAAGAUUGUGUGCCGUCUGGCUGUGGCACAUUUAUUUCGCAGUCUCCGCUUUUCUUUACUGCCCAGCCAGCAGCCCAAAAAGUGAUACGCGCGCGGCUGACUUUGUGUAUGAGAAAUACAGAGGAAAUUUGUUUAAAAAAAAUUGUUGCAAUUAAAUAAAACACACAAAUAUGCCGAUUUGCAAGCGAGAAGGCUUCGAUCUGAAUCAAAUGGAGGACAAGAGUGAUACAUUCCACGAUAACGACUGGGUCUUCUGCUGCUACAUCACCAAUCGCAUUUUCCGCGACUACGAAAACUACUUCCGACACGUGAUGGCCAUCAACUCGACGGUGUGGCAGUGCGAGGCCACCGGCCGCGAGAACCUCACCUACGAGGAGGCCCUGAAGAGCGAGCGCGCCGCCCGCAAGAAGAUGGAACAGUUCAAACAGAGCCUGCGAGCGCCCGUCCUCCUGGUGGUGGAGCAUGCCCGCCAGUCGGCGAUGAAGACCCUCAACCUGAUGGUGGCCAAAUUCCUGCGCAAACGCUACUUCAUUAACGAGGAGGUGACCGUGGUCACCAAGAAGAACAUCUUCUAUGUGGUGGUGGCAAUAACGCCCGGCAAGGCCAAGCCCGUGCCCAGCACCGAGAUAUACGAGGACACGGAUGCCCUGCAGUACCGGCUGAAGGCGGUCAAGGGCGAUGCCAGCACAGAGAUCUCUGUGCCCUUCGAUCAUAUACGACGCAAGCGAUUGGAGUUCAACAUGGAGAACCUUGGGAUGUUCAUCAAGAACAAUGUCACCCGCGUCGACGGUAUCCUUCGCCCGAAGCCCGAGGCCUACAAACAGUACGUGACGGAUGCGGGCAUCAGCUUUGCGAGCAUCUUCAUUGGCAAAAUGCCCCGCUACUCGCCGUCGAAGAUAAGGCGACCCGAGGCCAAAGAGACAUCCUCCAAGAAGCAGUCCACCCUGAACAAGUACAUUGUGUCGGACGUGUCCGAGGAGUCGGUCGCCAAGGCCAAGGAGAAGGCCAAGCUGCUGGCCGAGGAAAUGGAGCGUGCGCGCCUGGAGAAGGCGGCCAAGCUGGCCGUCCUGGAGCGCGAGAAGGCCGAGAAGAAGGCCCAGCUGAUGGAGCGCGUGGAGUCCGAGUGCAACAGUCUGCUGACAAAGACGGACGACCUUGAGCGCUGCGAUCAGCGGGUGCUGCCACGCUACAAGCCGAUUGUGACGCUGCUGCCGGAGAAGCUACUGGGCGAUGCCUUCAUGAUGCGCGAGUUCAUGCACACAUAUGCGGGGCUGCUGUCGGGGGUGGAGGUGUUCCGACAGAAUCUCAGCUUCUAUGAGAUGACGCGAGCUCUAAGUGCCCGCGAGGUGGCUGGCCCACUAUCGGACAUAAUCCUGGUGCUGCUGGGCACCGUCUUCGAUCUGCAGAAGGAGGAGGAGGAUGACUGCGCGGUCAGCUACAUGCUCGGACGCUACACGGCGCCCAGUGAGCCGUACAUCAGCAUGAGCCAAGCCUCUCGCAGCCACUACUACUCCAAGCGACACUUCUCCUUCAAGAUCAACGAACUGCCGCUGGAUGCUCUGACGCUGAGCGAGGUGCUGCGCCUGCAUCUGCUCAGCUCCGGGGCCAUUGUCAACGAGAAGGCCGAGAAGUGGCGGAUCAUGUACCGCAAUGGCUACGCCUCGCGCGAAGAUCCCGGCCUGGAGUUGCGCCUCCAGCAUCCGCACAUCCUGCGCAGCCUCAAGAACUCGCCGGUAUAUCAGCUGAGCUUCAGCGACAUCAUGCGCGUUAUACGCUGCCUCAUGUCCCAGAUCCUCACGUACUCCGGGACCAUCAAUCUGAUCGAGGAGCGUAUGGAGCAGACGUACAAGGCCAAGGUGGAGCUGCGAACCCUCAUCCAGCUGGAGAAUCGACGCCUGGCCGCCCUCGAGAUGAGCAAACGCAAGCUGACGCACGAGCAUCAUCUGGCGUGCAGCGCGGAGGAGUUGAAGAACGAUCCCGCCAAGAUGCAGUCGCUGCUCGAGAAGCUAAACAAGGGCAUAGCGGAGCUGCACGCCAAGUCCGACACUCAGCAUCGCAAGCACGAGGCGCAGGUCCUCGCCCUGCACUCGCAGCUGUUCAAUUUCCUGGUAUUCCUCGGGAUGGAUCGCUGCUAUCGAAAGUACUAUGUGCUGGAGUCCAUGCCUGGCAUAUUUGUGGAGCAUUCGCCCGACAAUCUGGACACCUGUCUGGAUCAGCCGCCCCUGAACAAGCCCCAGUCGGAGAUAAGCAACCAGGCACAGCUGCCGAAGAACCGCAGGGAGUUGCGCAUCUAUCUGCUGAAGCUGUACGGCGAGGAAAAGUCGCGCAAACGGGCCAAGCAGUCGCUGGAGAACAAAGAGAACCAGGAGCACCGCAUCAAUGGCGACGCAGAGCCCAUGGAGGUGGCGGAGGUGGAGCCCCUCGAGGAUCCCACCCAGCACGAGCUGAUGAUGUGCAGCGGGGACCGACGCAACUGCAUUGUCCACGAUCACGAACAGCGCCAACGCUGGUCGUACAUCUACAAGGCCGAGGACAUCGACGAGCUCCUCAAGAGUCUCAAUCCUCUGGGGCAUCGUGAGUCUGGUCUCCUCGAGGAGAUCAGUGGCCUGCGCACGCUCAUCAAGCAGCAUGUGAGCACCUGUCCCGCGGAGAUGCUCACGCUGGAGAGCGACCAGCAGCGCAAUAAAUUCCUCAGCGCCAUGCACUCGGAGACGCGGAAGUACUGUGAGGCCAACUUUGGACUGCCUGAGGACACAAAUCUCAAUGAGGUGAUGCAGCUGCAUCUGGUGGAUCGCAUCCUGCAGUUCGAGAGGGACAUCUACACGGGGGACUUGGGGCGGUUGAAGGUGAAGGACAUGGAGAAGUGGCGCAACGAUCUUCUGAAGGGCAACUAUGAUCCACAGAUCAAGCUGCAGUGGGGUCCCGGUGGCAAGCUGGAGGAUCUGGCGGCUGCCGGCUCGGACCACGAAUCGCACGAGGACUACGAGGACGAGGAGAAGAGCGCCGUGCCCCUGGGCAAGUACGCCACGCAGCCGUAUCGGGAUCCGGGACAGUAUCUGGGCCCCGCAUCGAACGCGGAUGAGUCUGUGGAGAGUGCCGACGAGGAGGGGCUAGAGCCGCAGUCGGAGGCGGAGAUGGAGUCCUUGCAAGCUAAGGUACGAAACAUGGCCGGUGCCCUGCUGCAGGUGGAGCAGGCCAUUGGCCGGCGGUUCCUGAAACCGCCCUACGGCAUGAAGAAGUGGGAUCCCAAGCAGGAUGCCCUGAAGCAGGAGUGCGAGGCCCGACUGCAUCAGUGGGAGGUGUCCCUAAUGGAGAGCACCAGCUAUGCGCAGCUCUUUCUGCACUUCAACAUGCUGCACGACUGCAUCCAGUGGAUACGAUCGACGAACAAGUCCCUGUGCAAGGUCUGUCGGCGUGGCAGCGAUCCCGACAAGAUGCUCCUCUGCGACGAGUGCAAUGGCGGCACACACAUGUUCUGCAUGAAGCCCAAGAUGCGGUCCGUGCCCAAGGGCCAUUGGUAUUGCAACGAAUGCGUCAAGAAUCUGGGCCUGAAGAACGCCAACGACGAGAAGGAGAAGAAGACGGCGGCCCAGAGGAAGCGCAAGUUCAUUGUGGAAGAGGAGGAUGAAGAUGAUACCGAGGAGGAGGACGAGGAGGAGACAGAGGAGCAGGAGGAGGAGGAAGAGGAUGGCACAGACGGUAAAAGCGAAACGUCUACCCAUUCCUCCACCAACAAGCUCAAUGAGCGCCCCUCUCGUCGUCCCCGAGGGCGUCCCAGCAAGAAGAAGCGACUAGCAUCCAAAGAAAUUGAAGUAGCUAUCGUUGACCAUGAUGACGACGGUGAUGAGGCGACGGAGGAGAGCGAACCCUUGGGCAGUGAAGUUGGCGAUGAGGGUUCCGUGGUAACCAAAACUGGCGAGGAUGAGGACGUGGAAGAGAACGAAAAUGAAGAAGGCGAAGAAUCCGACGAUGACAAAGUGUGCCAGGUGUGCUUCUACGACGGCAGCGAGAUACGCUGUGUCCGCUGCAGCCUCUACUAUCAUCUGGAUUGUGCCCAAUUAAAGCGACAGCCGCGAGCGGAUUUCGUCUGCAAGAAGUGCAAGACAUCGGAGACGCAACGACCGAGACGCCGAAAUAGUCAUGUAAAUGGCCACGACGACGAUGAUGAUGAUCGGGUUGAACCUCCAGCCAAACGCUCGCGCUCCUCUCGCAACUCUCUGCGCAUCUCGCUGGACAAAUCCGCCCGCCACAGCGGCUCGAACAACAACAACAACAAUAGCAGCACCAACAACAAUAACCAUCAUCGCCGAAGCGGUCGUCGAAUGAAUGACAAUCUGCCGUUGAACAGCGCCGCCUUGUACGAUCUGCUGGAGCAGAUCAUGAAGCACAAGGCCUCUUGGCCCUUCCUGCGGCCAGUGUUGACAUCGGAGGUGCCCGACUACCAUCAGAUUAUCAAAACGCCGAUGGACUUGUCCAAGGUCAAGUCCAAGCUGAACAUGGGCGCCUAUCAGCUGAACGAGGAGGUACUCAGUGACAUACAGUUGGUGUUUCGUAACUGCGAUCUCUACAAUGUAGAAGGCAAUGAGAUAUACGAUGCUGGCUGUCAGCUGGAGAAGUUCGUAAUUGAACGAUGCAGGGACAUGCAGCUGCCCUUUAGGCCCAGUGACAUGAAUGACGAAGGAGUGGCCAUUUGCUGAGCAUCUCCGAUCUCCCCUAGCGAUCGUGUACAUUAUUCUUUUUAGCUUACACUUCAGGCAUACACACAACUAAAUAUACCAUAGCACAUUCAGUAGUUUAUACGAUAUCUCUGCGACAUUCUAGGCUUAAGCACGGACAAAACUUACUGCAGUCCUUAGUGUAGAUAAUAGCACAUAUGUCCUAUGUUUAAUAUACGCAUUUACGUUGAUCUAAGACUAUGGUAUAGCCCCCACUUUCACACAAGAUGCACACAUGCUAAGAGAUUUUUGGUUUGUUUUUUUUUUUUUUUUCGUUUUUGUUUUCUGAGACAAUUUGUAUUCUAGUUUAUUCGUAAAUUACACGGUUCCACAAUCAAUAAAUGAAGAAUAACAAAAAACUAAA